GUGGCUGAAUUAAUGGGGGGGGGGGGGGGGGGGGUAAACACUAUAUAAUUUUGUUCAUUUAAAAGUUUUAAUUAAAAAACUAUGGCAAAUUGUUUUAAUAUUGUAAUUUCUAAAAUGUUUAUUUUGUCUUGACACUGGCUUGGGAGCGCCUCCGAAUCCCCCAGUCAGAGCUAGUUAAUGUGGCUCGGGAAAGGGAAGAUUGGGGGUCCUGCUGAAACUGCUGCCCGUUAGCCGACUUUGGAUACCCUGUUGAAGAAGGAUGGAUGGGUUUCAAGGCAGUUUUCAAACCAUGGUCCAAACCAUUAUUACAAAUAGAGAAACUGGUAAACCAUGGCUACAAACCCAACGAAAAUCCCAAGAGUACUGUGACAGCCUACAUUUUAUAUUUACAGUACUUAGGUUGUCCUAUAUUUCGAUUUGAUCUUGCACAUUAUAGUAGGGCAAUGGCUUCAAAAUGGAAUUUGAGAUAGGCGUACCUUUUUGUUACUUAGUUCAUCUAAGGUAGGGUUGCCCAAGUCCAGUCCCUCCAGUGGCCUAUACUACGAACAGAGUUCAACCUCCCCAGAAGUAAUCCAGUUUACCAUCGGGUAACCAGAGUUGACAAAACCUAGUUGUCUAGUUUGUGGUCAAUCAGUGCUACGACGCUGAUUAUGAGGUUGAUUACUCGAACCUGUGUCAACCCAGUCAGAGUUACUGCGCGUUCACAUAAAAGGGGGCGGUGACCAGAGUCAAACACUACUUGUGACGAUGGCACGGGCACCUUACUUCACGGAGGAGGAAUGCGCGAUGAUCAUGCGGAAUUAUGAGGAAUUAAAAUCCACCCUCACCGCGAAAUCCAACACCGCUUCGGCGAGUAGAGCGCAACGGGUCUGUUGACAGCGAAUUUACAGAUCGUGUGAUUUGUGAAUGCGUCAAUAUGCCAGUUUACUUAUGUCCAUGAAAAGAAAUAAAGCCUGCUGUCAGGACAAUAAAAUAAGAUUUGGGACAUUAACAGUAAGAAAUAAUUGUCACGCAUCACCACACGAAACAGGAUGAUUGUAUGUUUAGUCUCCUUGACUGCACGAAUACGUAUGUUCUUUUUUUUAGUUUGGACCUAAAAAAUCCAGCUCGACCCGAGCCGAGUCCGAUCAAUAAACUUGAUUUGCAGGCCUGAGCCCGACAAUGUCAGGAGGACACGUCCGCGGAGGAGUGCUGUUUAAAUAGAGCGUGGUUAAUUGGAAUCCUGAUGUUAAGCAAGAUCUAACUCUGACACGACCAGGUUUGGCGUGUGGCGUGUGUUGCCAUGGCAACACUUCUCGGUUCCAACAUAUCCACCUUUCGUAGUCUCGCAUAGCCGCGAACUUACGUCGCACGUGAUAAAGUUACUCUCGAAGUUACCCUGCUAAGCCAGAAAACCGGCUUCGUAGUAUAGGCCACAGGACCCCUACCCAGCUUGUUUUCAAUGUAUUUUCCUCCCUACACAAGCUGGAAAGGGGCUCUCGAGGAACGGACUUAGGCACCCCUAAUCUAAGGAACUUUUUUUUUUUUUUUUUAAAUAACUGUUGUUUCUUUACUUUUUAGUGUUUUUACAGCCAUCCUUUUACGUACAUGUGACAUUUUUUUUUUUUUUUUUUGUAAUUUGAAAAAACCUGACAAAUACCUGGCAUACAUACAGUGACAUCACAUUUUGGUUCAUAUAGGUCACAUUUCUGUACGAAUUGUUAAUACCGUAUUGGCCCAAAUAUAAGGCUGUGUUUUUUGCAUUGAAAUAAGACUGAAAAAGUGGGGGUUGUCUUAUAUUCGCGGUCUAGACAUUAUACACAUUCAUGACGCUAGAUGGCGCCAGAUAUUUUGAAGUGAUGUUCUGUCAUGACAGAUCUCAGCUACUCUCAAAUUGAACCAGUUUGCAUUUUAUUGCAAUGUUUUUCCUUAUUCCGAUUUUUUUCAAGACUAUAGUUACAGUUAGAUCUCACUUUGAUGGUUAAUGCAGUUAUUGCAAUUUUGUUGUUUUAUUACAAUUAGGGCUGUCAAAAUGAUCGCGUUAACGGGCAGUAAUUAAUUUUUUAAAUUAAUCACGUUAAAAUAUUUGACGUAAUUAACGCACAUGCCCCGCUCAAACAGAUUAAAAUGACAGCACAGUGCAAUGUCCACUUAUUACUUGUGUUUUUUGGAGUUUUGUCACCCUCUGCUGGCGCUUAGGUGCGACUGAUUUUAUGGGUUUCAGCACCCAUGAGCAUUGUGUAAAUUAUCGACAUCAACAAUGGCGGGCUACUAGUUUAUUUUUUGAUUGAAAUUUUUACUAAUUUUAUUAAAACAAAAACAUUAAGAGGGGUUUUGAUAUAAAAUUUCUAUAACUUGUACUAACAUUUAUCUUUUAAGAACUACAAAUCUUUCUAUCCAUGGAUCGCUUUAACAGAAUGUUAAUAAUGUUAAUGCCAUCUUGUGUAUUUAUUGUUAUAAUAAAACAAUACAGUACUUAUGUACCGAAUGUUGAAUCUAUACAGUAUAUCCAUCUUGUGUCUUAUCUUUCCAUUCCAACAAUAAUUUACAGAAAAAUAUGGCAUAUUUUAUAGAUGGUUUGAAUUGCGAUUAAAUACGAUUAAUUUUGAUGCUGUAAUGAACUCGAUUAAUUAAAAAUUUUAAUCGUUUGACAGCCCUAAUUACAAUAGAUUGGUCUAUUCAUAUUUCAAAAACCAGAAGCCAUUCAUUUACGAGUGUGAUUCCACUUUAGUUUACAUAUUUAAAUGUUCAGCUAUUCAGAUUCGAAUGAGGCAAAAUAACAUGCUCUUUCUCUCAAAUAUAUUGUUAUAAUCAUUUGUUUCAGAUGUACUGUAAUUAUUUUCUGGAUAAAAAUGAAUUUGGUGUUCAAAAAGUCUUUUUAUAAACUUGACCCAAGAUGUCAUGUCUGCCUACAGUAUGUGGAUGCCAGGUCUCAAAUACCAUUACUUUAAAGAUAUAUGUAUUCUUCAUUAUGACUUAAUUUUUUUUAAUUAAUAAAACUCAUUUUUCUUAUUUAUUCAAUCAUCUCUUUGUUUUAAUCAGAAUUAGAAAGGCCAAGGCAACAGAAAGUUGCAGAACAGGUGUGGGUGGCUCGGUCGUCGGUUUGGCAAACACUGACGACACCCUCAGGCCACAUGCGGCUAUUACAACACGCACUAUUUGCUCUCCAACUCUUUUCCCGAGCCAUUUUUAGUGACUUCACUUCACCAGCUGUAAACCAGGCGUGAGGCUGUCUGGCUGCAAAUUUCCAGGAUGGUCCAACCCAUCUCCUGCCCCUCUUCUUAACUGCACACUGAAGAUUUGAGAUCAUCCAAGCAGCAGCAGAUCAGGGUGUUUAACACCGUUUUUGCACAUAAAAGAGGCCAACUACAGCUUCAAGGUGUUUCCCAAUCUGUCACCAUCUUUAGGAGGGAGAGGCGGUCUACGGGGAAGGAUGAUCGACCUUAGCUAUCUCACGGAAGAAGAGCGGGGCAUCAUCAUGACCGUACUUAGGAGGGACGCUCAACUCAAGCAGGCCGAGGAGCAGAGAAUCAGGAAGCUUGAGAGCAUUUUGAGCCAAGGCUCAUCAUCAGACUCCAAGUUAAAAUACCUGACAGGCCAAUGGUUCUACGAAGCCAAGUCUCGCAGACAUAUGGACAAGAUCCACGGCUCUGAAAUCAUCCUGGCCUCCAUGAAGCAGAGGAGAACUUCAGAAGGAUCGUUUCGAGGUGAGAGACCCAGGGCACCCAGCAGUCCAACUUCUGACAUGGAGGUCCGUCAGAGACCUGUGCGAUCUUUGGAUACGCCAUUGAAAGAAAAGAAUGUACAGAAACAAGAUCUGAAAUCAGUGGUCUAUUCUCCAAGAAUGAUAAGACAAAACCCAUUUAAUCGAGCUUCCCUAAUUGUUGUCGAGCCUUCCGAAGAGUGCUUUGAGACAGAUCCUACCUCCCCUCCAAACAGUCAGAAAACUGGUGGAAGCAGUCAGAGGUCGGGGACGUCCGUGACAUCUGAGGGCUCCCCUGUGGCCUUAAAGCCCAUCCCUAGAAAGAGAACACACCUCUCCAUGAGGACCCCCAGCCAGUCAGACAGCAGCAGCAUAGCCUUGGACCAUAGGGUGGCCCCUGCUCCAAGACCGAGCCUCCAUCCAGGCUCAAGUGGAAGCUCCACCCGGUCCAAGACAGAAGCCACAGUGUCGUUUCAGCCAAAUGCUUCUGCAGAUUUCCCGCAGCAGCCACCAUGUGAUGGCUCUCAUGUUUUAUCUCAUUCCAGUUUGGAUGGAAGAAAGGCAUCUUCUAUCAGAGCGGAGAGAGAAAUAGCGUCGAUGACCGAAGACAAUCCCACCAUAGGAAAGGAUCUAAUGAAAGAAGGAAUGCUGGAUCAUGAUCCAGUGAUUUCCAACAGUGUGGUAUCAUCAUUGAAGGAGCCAGAAUGGCAAAGAACUGGUGCAGAACCUCCAAAAUCCUAUGAUAUCAAGUUUAUCGAGUCGUCCGAUCAGAAGAAACAGAAGAGGUCCCAAAAGAAGCACUCAUACAAGUUGACCACCCCGGCUUCCAGUCCCACUGGCAAUGACGAAAAUUCCAUCUCAAAAGUGCUGGACUGGUUCAACCGUAGCACUGAUGACAAUGACUGGCUUGAUGGCAAAGAUGGAUCGGCGGUAUCAAGGGAUACACAGAGACUCUGUGAGACAAAUGCACUGGGAGGUGAGGAGAUCAUAAAGAAAGAUAUUGGGGAUACACAGAGACUCUCUGAGACGAAUGCACUGGGAGAUGAGGAUAUCAUAAAGAAAGAAAUUGGAAGUAUUCAGAAGAAGGAAGAAACUGAUAUUAUAAAGGUUGAGUCAGAAGGAAAUGCCAAAGAGGUGACGAUGGAUGCAAAAAAUAAUUACCCAGAAAGCAACAACAUCUCCCAAAUGAAAUCAUUUUGGGAGAAUAGCAUCCAAUACCCCAAAACUAUUACAUCGGAAGUGAAACCGGAGGCAAAAGACCGAAACGAAAAUAAGCCAAAUGUUCACUCUGAAGUAUUCAGUGGCAAAGUAACUGAUGUCACAAAUGGGGUGGACGGAAAUCAGCAUGUUGAGAUGAAAAAUGACCAAGAGUCAGACAAUUUCUACCUAGAAAACAACACCACUAAUCCUCAAGAAGUUGAAAGAAAUGGUUCAAAUGACGAGGUAGUAUCUGUUAAGCAACCUACACCAAACGCUCCUCUGCAGACAUAUCCAGAGUCUAAAGUGUCCUCUUUAGACCAACCAGACACCCAUGUUCAGUCCAUACAACCUCAAAGUCCAAAGGCAGAGAAGACCAGUGUGGCCCAAAGCUCCCAGGUUGCAGAUCCCAAGACGUGUGGCAAUCAGGCAGAUAUCAUCUGCAAACCACCAGGGAGUUCUAGUAAAGACAGUGCACAGACACCAAAAAGAAAAGACACAGACAUUUGUCAUUCCCAAAGACAAAACCAUCCCCGUCAAGACACCACUGCUGAGAGGAUCAAACAGCUAAAAUCUUUCUGGGAGCAGGAGACAAGCAAGACAUCAUUUAGUUGUGUUAAACCCAAGGCAAUGUGGGGAUCAAAACUUAACAAGAGGUUCACUAUAUCAGAAUUCGACUUGCGUACCAUUGGCAGUGAUGGAGAAGACUCGUACACAAAUUUGUCUGGUCUUCCCCUGAAUCAGAGAAUUGAUAAAGUCUCGCCGACACAUAGCAGUAGCCGAGCACAAUUUAGUAGUCUGAUGGGUUUCUGGGAUGACACUACCACGGACGCCAAGCCCAAAAGCCCCAAAAGACAAGUCAAUAGUCCACAACCACCUGAAGAGUUAAGUUCAUCUAAGCUUGAUGCUCGCUCCUUGUCUCCCGUUGAAACAUCCCCUAGUAGACGAAUAUUGUCCCCGUCAAAAGCAACUAACGACAAUCAAAACAACCUGUCGGAGUUGGGUUCACCGAAAGAACUAAUAAAGAUCUUGAAAGACUCAAAUAGGGAUGACAAAGCAGCAAGACCACCACCAACAUCCACUAAGGGUGUUCGUGCGCCCAGGAGAAAAAAGGACAGCUCGAGCCCAUCAAGCAGUCGUUUCAAGUCUAUGCGUCGAGCUACCAGUAUGUUUGCUCUUGUUGAUCCAGAAGAGGCCAAGCUUAAGAUCCUCGUCAGCCCUGUCCAUUCGCAAAGCAGGAAACUGAGUAUUGAUCACACUCAGAACAUUAGACAAGGCUCUGAGGGAACUGAGACCCCUCUUGCGAGGGCAUUUGUUCCCCGAGACUACAGCCAUUACUUAGGAACAGCGGACGAACCAGGUACCCCAGCAUCUGGAGACGAGGUCGGCGGUGGCUUCAGAACGCCUGUGAGGACCAGCACCCCCACUGUCUCAGAGGACCGAAGCUUCAAGAAAACCAUAAAGAUGAGUCCGCGCCACGUGUGGACAAAUAACAGUGCAGAUGCUGAGCCAGAGUCACCUGUACACAGCACAUCUGAAUCCUGGUCCAAAUCAAGGAAUUUCUUGAAUUGGAAAACUGAUGAUGAGGAGGAAAAUCCUGUGAGGAAAGCAUUGCGGCGGGCUGAAGCUCGGCCUAGAGGUUUGGCUAAAAGCAUGGAGGAUCUGUCAGGGUCACCAAGACUAGAGAGAAGGCAAGAGCAGAAGACUGACAUAAGGCGAAAUACCGAUGGCCCUUUGACGGCUCCAUCCUCCCCUGCAUUCUUAGACCAGGACCACCUGAAGAAGAAGAGCAAGUCUGUCCCAUCGUUUUUGCAGAAGGAGGAUGACAGCCACAUUUACGAGGAUGUUUUAAACCAUGGAACACACAUGAUGGACUCUUCCUCUAACUCGGAUUCUGUGUCAUCUUUGAGCGGGAGCGUGUUGACCAUGUACAGCGGUGACUUCGGCAGCGUGGAGGUGCAAGGGAGCAUCCAUUUCUCCAUCAACUACAUACAAAAGCUCAACGAGUUUCACAUCUUCAUCGCCCAGUGUCGAGACUUGGCAGCUGUUGACCCAAAGAGAGGCCGCUCAGAUCCCUAUGUCAAAAGCUACCUUGUUCCUGACAAAAUUCACCUGGGAAAGAAGAAAACAUCUGUGAAAAAGAAGACACUUAAUCCGACUUUCAAUGAGAUCCUCAGGUAUCGUGUUGGCAUUGACUAUCUAAGGACGCAAACAUUGGUCCUCUCAGUGUGGCAUCAUGACACGUUUGGCCGGAACAACUUCUUGGGCGAGGUGGACAUGGACCUCUCCAAGUGGAACUUUGACCACACCCACAUGAACGACUUAGCUUUGAGGGCCAGGACAACGGCGCCUUCUAGUGGGCGAGGAGAGAUGAGGCUGGCUGUCUGCUUCCUGCCUAAGGCAGUCCACAAUGAAGCCAAGGAAGCUCCCACCACAGGAGAGAUUCACAUUUGGGUGAAAGAAUGCAAGAGCCUGCCCUUAAUCCGAGCCACCAUCGACCCCUUCGUCAAAUGCUUCGUGCUGCCUGACACCAGUCACAAAAGUCGUCAGAAGACGCGUGUGCUGAGGAGGACGACGGAUCCCGUGUUUAACCAUACCAUGGUGUAUGAUGGCAUCAGGGAGAUGGACCUGGGCGAGGCCUGCGUGGAGCUCACCGUCUGGGACCGGGACAAGCUGGCCAGCAGCUUGUUGGGCGGACUCAGGCUGGGAAGUGGCACGGGAAAGAGCUACGGUUCGCCAGUGGACUGGAUGGAUUCCACGCCCGAUGAGGUGGCGCUGUGGAAGCAAAUGGUGGCAACGCCCAACGAAUGGGUGGAGGGCGUACUGCCCCUGCGCAUGCUGAGCUCCUCUAAAACAGCUUCCAAAUAAAUAUAAGGGCAUCUUUCAAACUGCCAGCAAAAAAAUAACAUUUGGCUAGCAAUAGCAACUUUUUGAUAAGAGGCUGGGAAGUAUUUUUUUUUUCUUUUCUUUUUUUAACGGGCCGAAGAUGAACAAAAGAGAAGAAUGGAAAAAAACUUUCGCAACAGGUUCAUUUCGGAUGCGUGAAAGUAAUGUGUUACCAAACAAAAGUUUAAAAGGCCCAUUGAUGCAUUUGAUGAAGGGUUAAGUCGCUGAGGAAUGUCACUGUUGCCUUUCUGUUACGCAGCUUUUGUCUUCUACUGCUUAUUUCAUUCCGGCAUCAAUUUAAGCAUCCCUUUACAUUAAGGACAGUUGGUUCUUAAAAAGAUGGCCGUAGUCAGUAAUGAGAUCCCACUUUAUGCGUAUAUAAAAAAAAAAAAAAUGUAUAAGCAAAAGUUGGAUGUAUACUGGACUGUCUCAGAAAAUUAGAAUACACAAUAUUCUAAUUUUCUGAGACAGUCCUGUACAUUAAUCCACCAUUUAAAGCAGGGGUGUCCAAACUUUUUGCAAAGGGGACCAGAUUUGGCGUGGUAAAAAUGUGGGGGGCCGACCUUGGCUGACGUCCUUUACAUAGAACAAUAUACAGGACUGUCUCAGAAAAUUAGAAUAUUGUGUAUUCUAAUUUCCUGAGACAGUCCAGUAUAUAAGCUAUAGCCUAUACAGUACAUUAUAUCAAUUGUACAUCACUUCAAAGAUAUGAAUUUAAACCAAUAAAAUUGGCUAAUACUCAGGGUAAAACAUGAAAAAAUAAUCAGAAUAGAAGCAGAGCUAAUCAUCACUUUCAUAACCCUUACCUUUAACCCUCUGGUCAUUAAUAUAUUGCACUGCCAACAGCCAUGUUUAUGAACCUUCACCCACCAAAGCUAACGGUAACAUUACUGCAUAUUAUUGCAUUAAUAUAUUAACAUUUAAACUUAAAUAUGUGUGUAAAUUUUUAAAAUACUGUUUGAACUCAAAUAGUUUACAAUCUUCCCAUUGCCCAACAACAUUUUUAUAGUGGCAGUAAUUUGAGAUUGUUUGACGGUUGACUGCAUGCCUGUCUUGUGGCACUUUAAUAAAACUGUGUGGCAUGAAAA
Molecule: messenger RNA, 8853 nt
Organism: Corythoichthys intestinalis (scribbled pipefish)
Lineage: Eukaryota; Metazoa; Chordata; Actinopteri; Syngnathiformes; Syngnathidae
Product: synaptotagmin-like protein 2
Exons: 20
Coding region: 3413-7747 (1444 amino acids)
Biological process (GO): intracellular protein transport; exocytosis
Cellular component (GO): exocytic vesicle; plasma membrane
Molecular function (GO): small GTPase binding; neurexin family protein binding
Source: RefSeq, a predicted model, not a curated record